This is a messenger RNA of Enhydra lutris kenyoni (northern sea otter), 2234 nucleotides long. RefSeq names its product regulator of microtubule dynamics 3. The coding region runs from base 200 to 1615 and encodes 471 amino acids. Gene Ontology annotation, cellular component: mitotic spindle pole; cytoplasm; spindle microtubule. Lineage: Eukaryota; Metazoa; Chordata; Mammalia; Carnivora; Mustelidae. The record is from RefSeq and is a predicted model, not a curated record. Gene Ontology annotation, molecular function: microtubule binding. The transcript is spliced from 12 exons.
GGGCUGCGGGUGUGCUGGAGGGGAGCCUGCGCCCAAGCUGGGUGAGAGGCACGUAGUCGGGCACAGGGAUCUGGCGGAAACCUUAGGAUCCGGAUUGGGGUGAGGAUGGGGUGGGGGUGGGAGGACCACGCUCACGAGUUUCUCUCCCCUUGUCCCCGGCCGCCCGCUCCCGGUGGUUCACGUGGGCUGCAGGUGCAACAUGUCUAGGCUGGGGGUCUUGGGCGGCGCCCAAGCCGGGUUGGUACUGUUGCUGGGCACCGCCGCGGGCCUUGGAUUCCUGUGUGCGCUUUACAGCCAGCGGUGGAAGCGGACCCGGCGCCAUGGCCACAGUCAAAGCCUACCUAACUCCCUGGGCUACACGCAGACCUCAGAGCCAGGACGCCAGGUGAGGCCUUUGCGGGCAGGCCCCGGGGAGGCUGGAGAUGCUGCGGUGCUGGCCAGCGUUCCGCGAGAAGGGCAGGAGGAGGUGCUGGAGCGCCUGGACUUCGUGCUGACCGGGCUGGCAGCUCUGCGGCGCGAGGUAGAGGAGCUGCGGAGCAGCCUGCAGGGCCUGGCCGGCCAGAUCGUUGGGGAGAUCCGAUCCCACAUGGAAGAGAGCCAGAGAGUGGCUCGGCGGCGAAGGUUCCCGUUUGCCCGGGAGAGGAGUGACUCUACUGGGUCCAGCUCUGUCUACUUCACAGCCACCUCGGGAGCCACAUUCACAGAUGCUGAGAGUGAAGGCGGUUAUACCACAGCCAAUGCUGAGUCUGACUAUGAGCGGGACUCUGACAGAGAAAGUGAUGAUGGGGGAGAUGAAGUGAGCUGUGAGACUGUGAAGAUCGGGAGAAGGGACUCUCUGGACCUGGAGCUGGAGGUGGCAUCAGGCCCGGUGGCCGGAGCCCUGGACACUGCAGGCUCCCUGGGCCUGGAGGAUGUGCUGCCCCUCCUGCAGCAGGCGGAUGAGCUGCACCAGGGCGGCGAGCAGGACAGGCGGGAGGGCUUCCAGCUGCUGCUCAACAAUAAGCUGGCGUAUGGAAGCCGGCAGGACUUUCUCUGGCGCCUGGCCCGGGCCUAUAGUGACAUGUGUGAGCUCACUGAAGAGGUGAGCGAGAAGAAGUCAUAUGCCCUAAAUGGAAAAGAAGAAGCAGAGGCUGCCCUGGAGAAGGGGGAUGAGAAUGCUGAAUGUCACCAGUGGUACGCGGUGCUCUGUGGUCAGCUGGCUGAGCAUGAGAGCAUCCAGAGGCGCAUCCAGAGUGGCUUUAGCUUCAAGGAGCAUGUGGACAAAGCCAUCGCUCUCCAGCCAGAAAACCCUAUGGCUCACUUUCUCCUCGGCAGGUGGUGCUACCAGGUCUCUCACCUGAGCUGGCUAGAAAAAAAAACUGCUGCAGCUUUGUUUGAAAGCCCUCUCAGCGCCACUGUGCAGGAUGCCCUCCAAAGCUUCCUGAAGGCUGAAGAACUACAGCCAGGAUUUUCUAAAGCAGGGAGGGUAUAUAUUUCCAAGUGCUACAGAGAAGUAGGAAAAAACUCUGAAGCUAGACAAUGGAUGAAGUUAGCCCUGGAGUUGCCAGAUGUCACCAAUGAGGAUUCGGCUUUCCAGAAGGACUUGGAAGAACUGGAAAUAAUUUUAAGAGAAUAAUCACAUUUCAGUGGCCUUCAUGACUUGAGGGAGACUGCCCUGCUUAGAUCAUCAGGAAUCUAAGACUGCUUAAGUGAUGGUCCUGACUCCUGGGUCUGACUGGUAUCCAUAACCAUUCCCCAGUUUCUUUCCCACUGCCCACUGGUUAAUUUAUUCUAAUCCCUUAUUUUAUCUGAAAUUGGGGAAGUACUUAAGGCCUGGAUUUCUAUAGUUGUCUUAAGUGAAUUCUUGAAAAAUCAAGAUAUAUAUAUAUAUAGCACUGACGGCUGCCUUCAGCCUACUGAUGAGGUAGGUGAACUUCAAAGAGCUCUAAGAACAAAACAGAACUUGUAUUCGCUAAUCUUUUCUAUUAAUAUUUAAAACCAAACUAUAUCGUUCUUAUACCCUAUCAGGGUAAAAGGAAAGGUCAGGGCAGCCCAUGGAUAUUGCCCUCUUAUCUAUCAUGUGGAUUCUAACUGUAUUCCUGGGCUGAGGAGCUGAACCACUGCACUUCCAGAGUCCCGGCAGCUUUUGGAAGGACACCAGUGCAUAAGGCUUAUGAGACUGUGAAACAAUGAUCUUAAGGAGUUGCCUGGAAUAUAUUUUGGUAUAAACCUGAAAUAAACCAAAUUUGACUAUA